AUGGACGACGAAAACGUUCACACGCCGGAGGGUUCGUCGGAAGAAUCUAAUUCGGAGGUUGAAGACGACGGUGACGUUGUGAAUUACAGUGCACAUUUUGUGACAGACACGGUUUUUCUAACGUUUGACGAUGCAGUUACAUGGGCGGAUGCUGUUGCAAUAAAUUUGGGAUUUAUUUUGGUGAAAUCGUCUUUCAACAAACAGAGGGAUGGUCGACCAGUUCGAUAUUUAAGAUGUGACCGGGGACGCAGGAGUAAGCCGAGAGAUCUUGAGAACGCAAUUCGGAAGGACACCAAAACCAAGGGCAUUGGUUGUCCUUUCUACAUCAAGAUAUGUUAA
Chenopodium quinoa (quinoa) is the source of this 339-nucleotide messenger RNA. RefSeq lists its product as uncharacterized. The transcript is spliced from 2 exons. Bases 1 to 339 code for a protein of 112 amino acids. The record is from RefSeq and is a predicted model, not a curated record. NCBI's taxonomy places the organism in Eukaryota, Viridiplantae, Streptophyta, Magnoliopsida, Caryophyllales, Amaranthaceae.